AUGGAUGUUCCUUUUCUUUCGGAUUAUUUCUUCUAUCCGGAUUCCAAGUCCAAGGAAUACAAGGACUGUCGUCAGAAUACCACUAACAAGUUCGGCGACAUCAUGGGCUGGGUAUCUGUGGCAUUCCUUGUCAGUAUAGCAUUCCAGAACUAUUUAUUGGCUACAGGGCGUUGGUAUCUUAACAAAGUACAUGUCCUAGGGCCCAUCAACAAUUUCUGUGGUCGUUUCACGUCUGGGAGCGGGCGUGUCAGUUUCUUUCGUCGCAUGCUUCGGGGAGCCGCUAGAGUGCUCAAAGACACUGCUUAUGUUUCUUACUUGAAUCUCCAAGCCAUCACGCAGAUUGUCCUUUGGUCAACUGUUUUUGCAGUUUUAGCUCUCCUGGAUAUCAACAAUGGCGAUUUAAUUUUCUUGGCGAAGCGACUUGGUCGCUUGUCUGUUGUCUCCUUACCCACGGUAUUCUUCUUGACCAUAAGACCAUCGCCCUUACCAAACACGCUUUACUUGAGUCUACUUCCCGUUCAUAAGUGGCUUUCUCGUGGUGUUAUUGUGCUUGCUAUUAUCCACACUUUCUUGUAUCUAGGUUUUUUCAGCAAGAAUGGUACUUGGAACAAAGCUUGGAAGCGGGAGAACCUCUACGGCUGGGGAGCUUUAGCUGGCUUUCUUAUGAUAAUCGUCACUUCUUUACUGAAGGUGAGGGAUCGCAGCUAUAAGUUGUUCUUCUUCAACCAUUAUUUCUGGAGUUGGGCAAUCGUGCUCCUUCUUCCAUUUCAUGUUAGGCCGGUUAGCACGACAUAUGUUAACAUCUUGAAUGUUGGUAUUCUCACGUAUCAAGUCUACUACCGUGUUUCUAAUACCAGAACAUCCCUUGCAAAUGAUUUUAAGGUGACGGACGUCUCUCCCAACUUGGCUUUGAUCGACUUUCCUAAUACCCUAGUCAAGAAUCGUGCGGACAACCCUGGAGCGCAUGUCAGGAUCACGAACUAUGGUCUGAACUUUUUCGUCCGCCUCUAUAAACAAAUCAUUCCAAACUAUCAUCCUUACACUUUGGUCUCCUUGCCGCUGGAUCGGUCCCAGAAGCUCAUCGUGCGGAAAGGCACUUUCCAAUGGACUAACGGCGCGAGAUACAAGGUUUGCGGCUCGCUAGAUCCCAAAUUACUCCUCGUGAAAUCCAAAAAUAAUCAAUCCUCUAAGUUUUCCAUUUCCAAGCUCGGUAUUAAUGCGAAAAAGAUGCUCAUUGUUGUUGGAGGAUCAGCAAUAUCAUUUGCCAUUCCGAUAUUGAGGGUGCUGAAUUAUCAUGGUGUUCCUGUUAAGAUAUUAUGGGUUGUUCGUGACUACAGAGAUAUUGCUGUGCUUCGCCACUUUGAGGGUUACAUACAUGGAGAUGAUUUUGAGAUUUUUGUCACUGGAAGUCCCAACGUAAACGAAGAGUUUGAUUUCACAGAAGUUAGAGGAAUGCGAAGCUACGGUACCUUCGGAUUCUUGUCCAAUAAGUCAUCAUUUGCGCCCCUGGAUGCUAACGAAAGAUCACGGUUAAUAUUCUCCGCUGAGGAUGAUGCUGAAAUGAAUCAAGAGCUGGAAAAUGUGGACGUGGAUUUACUGGAUGAGAAUGCCCUGGAAGAAGAGGAAAAUGAGCGUGACUGUACUGUUCUGCUGUUUAGUCCGGCCACUCAAUUUAGUGGCAAUUUUGAAGACAGUAUCGAAUUUGAUGAGGAAGAGGCAAUCGGGCACGAUAUGACAUCAACUAUGUCCAGAAGGUCUAGCAGAUCUCAUUCUAUUAAUGAAAGGUUCAGCAUUGACGCAGAAAAGGGCAAUGAAUCUCAUAAACAGUUUCAUGCUACUGUUAAACGCCUCAACUUGGAUAAUCAUAUCUACAGAGGUCGCCCCAAAUUGAACUACCGUUAUUACAACUGGUGUGUCAACCAGCAUGAUAUUUUUACACAGUGCUCUGGUCCACAGCAGUUAGACGGCGACUCCGGUUUGGUAUGUUGUAGAGACAUCCCUGGGAGGAACAAGAUAGGUCCGGAACAUAAACUUCCUGAUGCCGAAAAAGUGUGGGUGAUUUCUGCUGGUCCUAAAUCACUUGUGAAAAACGUGAAACUCUGGGCGAGCGAAAAUGGCCUCAAAUAUCACGAAGAGGCCUUCUACGUUUAA
Candidozyma haemuli is the source of this 2151-nucleotide messenger RNA. Its product is annotated as putative ferric-chelate reductase. The transcript has a single exon. NCBI's taxonomy places the organism in Eukaryota, Fungi, Ascomycota, Pichiomycetes, Serinales, Metschnikowiaceae. The coding region runs from base 1 to 2151 and encodes 716 amino acids. The record is from RefSeq and is a predicted model, not a curated record. Gene Ontology annotation, cellular component: plasma membrane.